AUGGCGUCCAAACAAAUCCAUUUCAUUGCUGUCAUGUAUCCGGACCCGGAGAAGGUCGACAGGUUGGUCGAGAUUAUCGAAACUCUUUCGGCAUUCGUUCACGAUCAUGAACCUUUUGUUUGGCAGUAUGAGUUUUAUAAGUCCACGGAAGAUAAUCGACCGGUCAUAGUCGUCACUGAACGGUUCUCCGACCAGGCUCACAUGGACAUUCACAUGCAAUCCGAGGCAUAUCAGAAGUUCAAGCAGGUCCUUGCCGAUGAGAAAAUAUGUGUUCAGGAUCACAAGCUUUACUUCCUAUCGCAAUUUGCUGGUUGGAAGCGAACUUAA
Lasiodiplodia theobromae is the source of this 327-nucleotide messenger RNA. Its product is annotated as Antibiotic biosynthesis monooxygenase. The transcript has 3 exons. NCBI's taxonomy places the organism in Eukaryota, Fungi, Ascomycota, Dothideomycetes, Botryosphaeriales, Botryosphaeriaceae. The coding region runs from base 1 to 327 and encodes 108 amino acids. The record is from RefSeq and is a predicted model, not a curated record.